CACGUGCGCAGCACGGGCAUGAGUGUGUUAUUAUCGGUUCCUAACGACUAAAAAAUUGUAGCCGAAGGUGAAGUACAUUUUCCAACAUGACAAUUGAUCUCACAAUGAAGAAGUACACAUUCUGUCCCUAUGCGAAUAAUUUCUGUCCAGAAAGCGAGUGAAAUAACGUGUUAUCGCCAGUGCAAUCGAGAGAAGCAUUCGUGUUGGUGUCUAACCUAGAAAAUGUCGAGUUUAAACAAAAAUUUCAGUGAUAUUGAUCUCGACGAUCCGAGGUAUCGCAUCAGGCCCUACCAGCAGAUGAUUGCGUCCUGCACUGGGGCAUUGAUAACUUCUCUCAUGGUUACACCUCUGGACGUUGUCAAGACGAGAUUGCAGGCUCAGCAGAAGGCCAUGCUCUCGAACAAGUGUUUCUUGUACUGCAAUGGGUUGAUGGAUCAUUUGUGUUCAUGCAACGGAAAACUGCCGAACUGGAUGAGGGAGAAUGGAAAAUUCAAUGGCACUUUGGAUGCCUUCGUGAAGAUCGGACGGAGCGAAGGGGUUUUCUCACUCUGGAGUGGACUGAGUCCAACUCUUGUGCUUGCUGUACCUGCCACUAUAGUUUAUUUUGUCUCUUACGAACAACUGAGGUUGUAUUUGAAGGACAGUUACAAUAAUAAAUUCAAAAAGAAAGAAGCCCCUCAUGAUCAACCAGCCUGGAUACCCGUGAUAGCUGGUGCAACAGCACGUGUAUGGGCUGCGACUCUGGUCAGUCCCCUGGAGCUUAUCAGAACGAAAAUGCAAUCACAAAAGCUCAGUUAUUCAGAAAUGGGACAGGCCUUGAGAACUGUGGUUGAAUACAGUGGAGUAUCGGGACUGUGGAUGGGCCUCAGCUCCACUCUACUUCGUGACGUACCUUUCAGUGCUAUUUACUGGUUCAAUUACGAAACGAUUAAGAGAUGGUUUCCCUCAGCCCAGCACACAUUCACGUUUAAUCUUGCUGCAGGUGCUACAGCUGGUUCUGUUGCAGCGUUGAUAACUCUGCCAUUCGACGUUGUUAAAACACAUCGACAAAUUGAAAUGGGUGAACGUGAAAUUUAUAACAACAAUCCCCAACGCAGUGGCAAGACCGCGAGCGUAUUGAAGCGAAUCUACCAACAGAAUGGAAUUCGCGGCCUCUACACUGGUUUAAUCCCCCGUUUAGUCAAAGUCGCCCCAGCCUGCGCUAUCAUGAUUGCGACCUUCGAGCACGGCAAGCGCUUCUUUUCGGCUUACAACCGUGCACUCGAUCACCAGAAUGACGUCCACUUCAUUGGACACAAGAACAGGGAUCUUAAAUGACAAAAUUUUAAAGAAGGCUUGAGGAUAGCAUUGAAGACAUGAUUGUAAAUAAUUCGUAAAAUGAAUAAAAUAAAGAUUUAUUUAUAUAAAACGUU
This is a messenger RNA of Diachasma alloeum, 1412 nucleotides long. Its product is annotated as solute carrier family 25 member 40. The record is from RefSeq and is a predicted model, not a curated record. The transcript has 7 exons. NCBI's taxonomy places the organism in Eukaryota, Metazoa, Arthropoda, Insecta, Hymenoptera, Braconidae. Bases 223 to 1317 code for a protein of 364 amino acids. Gene Ontology annotation, biological process: mitochondrial transmembrane transport.